AUGGCGAACACACAGCUUCGAGUCGUAACCCGCAUCAACCAUGGCAUUGCUCAAGACAUGGUAUCCUCUUUGAUCGUGGGUAGUCAAGCAGCUGUACUCGUUGAUGUACCCUUGACCAUCCCCCAAGCAAAAGAGCUUGUACCAUGGAUACGCUCCAACGCCAGCGUGCCAUUGGUGGCGAUAUUUGCCACGCACUUCCAUCCAGAUCAUUAUCUCGCUGCUCACAUCAUCUUGGAGAGCUUUCCUGAAGCCGAACUAUAUGCUACCGAGAAGACAGUGGCUUUGAUCAACGACAUCAUCGAGGGCAAAACUGCCUUCUGGAAGUCGGCAUUAGGAGGUGAAAACAUUGCCAACUCGCCAAGAAUCCCGAAGGCUUUCCCGUCGACCUUCUUUUUGCUUCCAGGGGACGAUAUCGUCCAUCUUCUUGGACCUGUCAACGGAGAUAGCCCUGAGCAGACCAUGUUCUGGAUCCCCUCCAUUAGAACAUUGAUUGCCGGCGAUGUCGUAUACGGCCAUGGAAUGCAUAUGUGGCUCGCUGAUCUUGACGAUCCCUCAAUGACGGAAGCAUGGCUCGGCUCUUUGCGACUAAUCGACUCUCUCGGUGCAGAGAGAAUUAUUCCAGGACAUGCACUUAGUGACCAACACGGUUUCAGUGGAAGUAAGGAUACGGACCACACACGAGCGUACGUUGGUUUCUUCCAGAAAGAGAUCGAAUCGAAACCGAAGGAUACCUUCACGCCAGAUGAAAUCACCACUAUGUUUGAUGAAGCUUUUCCAGAGUUGGCAGAGAUGGAAGAGGGUUCGACCUCGAAGCUUCUGCUCCAGAUUAACGCUCAGCAUUUUGGCAAAGAAGGCCAGCGACAAAAACACGACGUUGAUCUAGUUUCACUUCAAAAGUCUUAUAUCUCAGCCUGGGACUUUAGUAAGAACUAA
Messenger RNA from Fusarium mangiferae, 933 nucleotides. RefSeq lists its product as uncharacterized. The transcript is spliced from 2 exons. The record is from RefSeq and is a predicted model, not a curated record. Bases 1 to 933 code for a protein of 310 amino acids. NCBI's taxonomy places the organism in Eukaryota, Fungi, Ascomycota, Sordariomycetes, Hypocreales, Nectriaceae.